AGUUUCCGAAACGCGGUCCUAAACUGACGCGUUCGGGAACAGAAGACCAUUACUAGGCGCAUGGUUUGCAUGGAGAUGUCUGCUUUAUACCUCGUUUUGCUGCUGUUCUCGGAGCAUGUUAUCGACGGGAUAACCAGAUCUUAUGAAGGGACUGAGUUAGCGACAACACCGACCGUCACCUCACCGUUACCAGAGCGGUGGCGGCGGCGGGACAAGCGGGGCUUGUUGGACUUGGCGGGCGUCGUUAAAUGCAGCACUGGGAGGUCGGCGGUGGCUUACAUCAUGUAUGGAUGUUACUGCGGGCUGGGAGGCCAGGGAUGGCCCCGAGACAAGGCUGACUGGUGCUGUCACAAGCAUGACUGUUGCUAUGGGAAGGCUGAGGAUCUGGGUUGUCAGACCAAGACAGACAAGUACCAGUGGACCUGUGAGAACAAGAUGUCUAACUGCGAGUCUCUCAAGGACAGGUGUGACAAGAUUCUGUGCAGGUGUGACCGGGAGGCGGCCAGGUGUCUGAGGAGAGCUCCCUUCAUCCCUAAAUACUCUGUCUGGCCUGACUUCAUGUGUGGAUACGAACAGCCCACCUGUCCCCAUCACUGAUGCUGUUACAGUGUGUGUGUGAGAGAGAGAGACUAGUGUUUUCUCAGGUUUGUCCUGGCUAGUGGUGUGUGUAUAAUAAAGACCUACAGUACUUGACUGUACCCACUGCCCAUGUGAUUCAUGGGUCUGAUUAACAGUGUGAUUAUAUCACCAUGACAGACCUGGUGGGGGUGUACCAGUAAGUCCAUGACUGAGGACUCAAACAGCAGCUCUAUAAACAGGUUGUAGACUGACAUUUUCAAUGUACAAAGAAAACAGUAAGGACAUUAUUCUAAUGGCGUGUGUGUGUUAGAAUCCCACAGCAAGAUGACGGCAUUGCUCCAAAACAAAGCCAUCAAAUUGUUGGCGUGUGCAUGUUAGAAUCGAAUGGCGUGAUUUCAUCUGUAGGCCUAAAAGAAAAAUACAUUCUCUCAUUUCAUCUGUAGGACAAAUCUUUGGAACAAACACAAAGUUUCAUCACAUUCUAAAAAAAAUUAUAAUAAUAAUAUUUUAUUAAUUUGUUUGUUUGCUAAGUCUUCAUUUUUUAGAGAAACCAGAACAACCCAGGUAAUGCAUCAGAUGGAAUCACAGUCAAAUCAAAUUUUGUUUGUCACAUACACAUAUUUAGCAGAUGUUAUUGCGGGUGUAGCAAAAUGCUUGUGUACCCUAACAUCUCAGAGGGAAUCACAGUGCACCAGAAGUAGUACUACCAGUUUAAUUUAAAGGGACAUUCCACCACUGUCCAACCUCAUUCAUCAUCUCCAGUAUACAACUUAGUUUGUCCUGAAUGGUAUCCCUUAUAUUUAACCAGACAAGUCAGUUAAGAACAAAUUCUUAUUUACAAUGACGGCCUAGGAACAGUGGGUUAACUGCCUUGUUCAGGGGCAGAACGACAGAUUUUUACCUUGUCAGCUCAGGGAUUCGAUCUAGCAACCUUUCGGUUACUAGUCCAACGCUCUAACCACUAGGCUACCUGCCGCCCCUAUAUAGACCACUACUUAUGGAAAAGUGGUGGAAUUCCUCUAAAUGAAAAAAUAAAAUCAUAAUU
Molecule: messenger RNA, 1624 nt
Organism: Salmo salar (Atlantic salmon)
Lineage: Eukaryota; Metazoa; Chordata; Actinopteri; Salmoniformes; Salmonidae
Source: RefSeq, a predicted model, not a curated record